Molecule: messenger RNA, 1901 nt
Organism: Oppia nitens
Lineage: Eukaryota; Metazoa; Arthropoda; Arachnida; Sarcoptiformes; Oppiidae
Product: muscarinic acetylcholine receptor M1-like
Exons: 5
Coding region: 24-1901 (625 amino acids)
Biological process (GO): adenylate cyclase-activating adrenergic receptor signaling pathway
Cellular component (GO): plasma membrane
Molecular function (GO): G protein-coupled acetylcholine receptor activity
Source: RefSeq, a predicted model, not a curated record
UAUUAACGUUUUUAGGCAACGCUAUGGUCGUACACGCCAUCAGAACUGAACGCAAACUACACACCGUAAGCAAUAUGUUUAUCAUGAGUCUGGCGAUCGCUGAUUUAACAGUUGGCUUAAUAGUAAUGCCUAUUAGUUCAGUGUAUGUACUAUUGGGUGACUGGACACUGGGUCUAGUGGUUUGCCAGCUAUGGCUAGUUAUAGAUUAUACGGCCAGUACGGCAUCGAUAUUUAAUUUAUUGAUAUUAAGUUUGGAUCGUUAUUGGUCUAUACGAUCGCCGCUCAAAUAUCUAUGUAAACGAACCAAAAAGCGAGCCCUGGGUAUGAUUGGCAUUGUUUGGCUAAUAUCUAUCUUAUGGGUCAUACCUAUCAUUGGCUGGCACUUAGUAUACUCUAACGGUGUCCGCAAACACCCGGAUAAUGUUUGCGAAACCGAGUUCAGCGAUUCAAUACUAUUCAAACUGACCACUUCGGCCGUCAACUUUUUCAUACCAAUGAUACUAAUGGUUGUCAUCUACUAUAAGAUAUUCUGCGAAAUCAAACGCCGAGGAAAGAUAGACAUCGGCCGGAGUCUGAGUGUUUCGUGUGCCGACCACUCGACUACUUUGAGCCGAUCAUCGUUGAGAAAACAGCGUAAACUUUUCCAACGAAAUAAUUAUAAGACAACAACAAAAACUAAGGGUUGUUCCUCCUGUUCAUCAUUUCCAGCAACAACAACAACAGCCAAACAGAUCAUCAAAAUGAAUUUAGUGGAUAGUGAAAAAUGUUCGCAAACUGAUAGGCCAUCAAUCGAUAGACCAAAUAGUAGAGAUAGUAGUGAUGAGAUUAAGUGUCAAAACAAAUUACAGUCGUUGACUACUAAUACAACUACCAGUGCUGCUGCUGUUAUCAGUGAUAAGCCGACCUACUCUGUCGAUGAUAGCUUCUUGUUGUCGUCAGCUAAACAACACUAUCAACAGUUGACACUAAUGAGUGUUAAACCAGAAAAGUCUUCGCUAACGGCACUCGAAGACUAUAAAGGCGUCAAAGUGGAGGUCGAGUAUAUUAAUGGCGGAUCAGUUGUCAAUAUUGUUAAUACCACUCAUUUGGAUAACAAACAACCAAAUGACCAAAAAUUAUUAAACACUUUAUCGACAAUUAAAACAUCAAUCGAUACGAAAUCAGAUUCCUUGAUCACUACUACUACUACUACACUAUCCGGUUAUAAAUCGCAACAACAAAUUAGUAGUAAAAAUAAACACAAAACUAAGUGUAAAUCCAAUACAACAAAAUUAACUAAAAGAAAAAAUGUCAAUAAUGGCAGUGAAGAUGAUAAUCAACAAGAAAUGGAUGAAUUGAAUAUUAGUAGUAAAAGCAAUAGUUGUUUAAGAAAAACCACAUCAAACAAGUCGUCGUUGAAAAUCAAUACAUCAAAUAAUACUAAUAAUAGUUUAGAAAUCUCAAGACUUGAUAGUCGUCUGGUGUCUCGUCCGUCGAUAGCACUUCCGGCCAACGAGUUGUGCAUCGAGUGUCAGUCAACAGCGGCUGCAGCCGUAGCCGCCACUCAUCACAUGAAUGCUUUACGCCGUGAAGAGUCCUCACGUUUGCGUCAGGAGAAGAAGGCUGCCCGACAAUUGGGGGUCAUUUUGGGCGCAUUUAUACUAUGUUGGAUGCCAUACAUCAUUACAUUCAUUGUUACAGCUCACUGUCCCGAUUGUGUAUCAUCUACUGUACAUCAGGUGGCCAUUUGGUUAGGUUAUGUAAAUAGUUUUUUGAAUCCAUUUUUGUAUGCCUUAUGUAACGAAAACUUCAAGCAGGCAUUCAAGAAAAUGUUAGGUCGGGUCAAAACACAACAGCCCUCCUAUAACUUUGAUCUGACACACGGUACCAGCUUUCGGGUCAACAAAAAUAAUUUUGCCUAA